UCUGUUGCUCUACGCACAAGUUCGCGCGGGAAACUCCUGGUGAACCACCGCGAGAAACCAACAGUUGGCGUCUUAACCUGUGCUGUAGUCUAAUCAUUUAUUCUCAUUUUGGAUGACAUUUACUUUAAUUAAGAGGUAACAGAAUGUCGAGCCCUAUGAGACCGCCUGCAACGCCUAUGGUUGUAGAUGAAGAACAAGUGCCAAGUAAUGAGACUCAAAGAGUGCAGCCGAGGACUCCGUCAUCGAUUGCUUCACAGAGUACUACUCCCAGGAAGACACCCAGCAAGCAAGCCUCACAAAGAGCUGCAGGGAAUUCCAUUGUAUCUACUCCUCAACGACGCCAUGGAAGUCAACGUGCUGCUCAAGAAACCAUCGCAGCUUCUUCAGAGGGUCCAGGAUCGAUCCCCGCCAGUUCCCCCAAUCGAAUUUUGCAGACAAGUCCUAUGGCUGGGAUGAGUGAUGUUGAGUUGUCUUCACCACUCAAUUAUGGUACGCCAAGUUCAUUGGGAUCGAUCAGGACUCCAAGAAGUGGAAUUCGGGGGACUCCAGUCAGGCAGAGAGCUGACAUCAGAACAGAUAAGAGAAUUCGACAAGUCAAUGUCGCUGAACCAAUUCCCGAGGAAGUUAAUGGAGCGAAAACUUCCGAGAGCGAGUCUGCAGGUCCCCAGCUUGUGAUCUGGGGAACCAAUGUGGUGGUCAAUCGAUGUAAGCAACAGUUCAAGCAUUUUGUUCAACGGUUUAUUGAUCCCGAUCCCGAAAAUGAUGAAUUGACCGAUGAUUUGAACAGAAGUGAGCCUCUGUAUCUCCAAAAACUUCAAGAAAUCCAUACACUCGAGGAGCCCUACCUCAAUAUCAAUUGCGCUCAUCUAGAGAGCUUUGAUGAACAAUUUUACCAGCAACUCAUCUGCUAUCCUCAGGAAGUUAUUCCCACAAUGGAUAUGGCAGUGAAUGAAAUGUUUUUUGAAAAAUUUCCUGCCGCAGUGCUGGAGCAUCAGAUACAAGUAAGACCCUUCAACGUAGCAAAAACAAAAAAUAUGAGGAUGCUAAAUCCAGAGGAUAUUGAUCAACUGAUAACCAUCAGUGGAAUGGUCAUAAGAACAUCGAAUGUAAUACCAGAAAUGAGGGAGGCCUUCUUUAGAUGCAUUGUCUGCUCGUUUUCGACAAUGGUAGAGGUGGAUCGAGGUAGAAUAGCUGAGCCAACUGUCUGCACACAUUGCAAUAAUAAUUAUUGCUUUAGUCUCGUUCACAAUCGCAGUCAUUUUUCGGAUAAACAAAUGAUCAAGCUCCAGGAAUCUCCGGAUGAUAUGGCUGCUGGACAGACCCCCCAUACUGUAGUUUGUUUUGCGCACAAUGAUCUAGUUGAUGCUGUAUCACCUGGUGAUCGCGUUGCUGUCACUGGAAUUUAUCGAGCCAUACCCAUUCAACUUAAUCCCAGAAUGUCCAAUGUUCGCGCUGUUUAUAAGACACAUAUUGAUGUCGUUCACUUCAGGAAACAAGAUGCACAUAGACUGUACGAGCAGGAAGAAGGUAAAGAUCACAUCUUUCCGGAGGAGAGGUUGAAACUUUUAAAAGAACUAUCAAUGAAAGAAGAUGUAUAUGAGCGCCUUGCUCGUUGCAUUGCACCAAGUAUCUACGAAAAUCAGGAUAUAAAAAAAGGAAUAUUGCUUCAGUUGCUUGGUGGCACGAAGAAAACACAUGUGACAUCAGGAAGAGCUAAUUUCCGUGCUGAGUUGAAUAUUUUACUCUGUGGAGAUCCUGGUACCAGUAAAUCGCAGUUGCUGCAGUUUGUUUUCAAUUUAGUUCCACGAUCUCAGUACAGCAGUGGGAAAGGAUCCAGUGCUGUCGGUUUAACUGCUUAUGUUACAAAAGAUCCGGAAACGCGUCAGCUUGUACUGCAAACGGGAGCCUUAGUCCUUGCUGAUAAUGGUAUUUGCUGCAUUGAUGAAUUUGAUAAGAUGAAUGACAGCACUCGCUCUGUGCUACACGAAGUCAUGGAACAACAGACGCUUAGUAUUGCCAAAGCCGGUAUCAUCUGUCAAUUGAAUGCUCGUACGAGUAUUUUGGCUGCUGCCAAUCCUGACGAGUCCCAGUGGAAUAAAAAUAAAACUGUGGUUGAGAAUGUAAAGCUGCCGCAUACGUUGAUGUCUCGUUUCGAUUUAAUAUUCUUGAUGUUGGAUCCUCAAAGUGAGCAGUUUGAUAGAAAAUUAGCGAGACACUUGGUGUCUCUGUACCUCACCGAUGAAGAAGAGCCGGAGGAUGAUAUUUUUGAUUUGGGAAUUCUGCGAGAUUAUAUCGCAUAUGCCAAGGAACAUAUUCAUCCUACUUUGAGUGAAGAAGCUCAGCAGCGUUUGGUGCAGGCAUAUGUAGACAUGAGAAGAGUUGGAAGUGGUAGAGGUCAAAUCACGGCUUAUCCAAGACAAUUGGAAUCGCUUAUUCGUUUAUCAGAGGCUCAUGCUAAAGUCCGCUUCAGCCAGGUUGUGGAAAUUACGGAUGUGGAAGAAGCGUGGAGGCUGCAUCGUGAGGCACUGAAACAAUCAGCCGUUGAUCCAUUAAGUGGAAAAAUCGAUGUCAGUAUUCUGACAACGGGUAUUUCAGCAGCUGCGAGAAAACGACGCAACGAAGUGACAGAAGCACUCAGGAAAUUAAUCGAAUCUAAGGGGAAAGUUGCUUCGCUCAAUUAUCAAAAGGUUUUGAGCGAAUUGAAGGAAAACAUGGAAAUACUGGUGACGCGAGAUAUGUUUGAGGAUUCCCUGAAAGAACUUCAGGAUAGCGGCCUUGUUAUGGUUGUUGGAAGGAACACUAUUCGCAUCUGCUAAUUACAUUGCCAGUUAGUUCGAUUGGGGAACUUGACUGCAGAAUAUUUUAUAACAUUUCAUUUUAUUGUCUCAUCUGAAAAGUUGUUGAACUGCAUCCGAUGGAUGCUUCAUUUUUAGCCUUAGUGUUAUAUUCUUCUACAUUUGUACUGAAUAAUUGUCGUCUUAUUCGCCAAUAAACAUUUUUUUGAUUCUUUUA
Diachasmimorpha longicaudata is the source of this 3012-nucleotide messenger RNA. It is a transcript of the gene dpa, whose product is annotated as DNA replication licensing factor MCM4. Gene Ontology annotation, biological process: double-strand break repair via break-induced replication; mitotic DNA replication initiation; DNA replication. The transcript is spliced from 6 exons. The coding region runs from base 144 to 2816 and encodes 890 amino acids. Gene Ontology annotation, cellular component: MCM complex; nucleus. The record is from RefSeq and is a predicted model, not a curated record. Gene Ontology annotation, molecular function: single-stranded DNA helicase activity; ATP binding; single-stranded DNA binding. NCBI's taxonomy places the organism in Eukaryota, Metazoa, Arthropoda, Insecta, Hymenoptera, Braconidae.